AUGGCUAGGGAAGCCAUCUUUGAAAUCUCUGCCUGUCCUGUAACUGCUAUGGAGGCUGUCUGCGAAUCCUCUUUCUGUCCUGUCACGGCUAUGGAGGCCGUCUAUGAACUCUCAUCCUGUCCUGUCAUGGCUAUGAAGGCUGUCUGCAAAUCCUGGUUCUGUCCUGUCAUGGCUAUGGAGGCCGUUUAUGAACUCUCGCCCCAGUUUCUGCCAUGGGUCCCGGGCCCAUCUGCUCCACCCUGGUGGGCUCCAGCUUUGUCUGCUCCUGGUCUUGUGGACUCCAGUUCCAUCUGGUCCACUCUGGUGGGCUCCAGCUUUGUCUGCUCAGGCCUGGUGGGCUCCAGCUUUGUCUGCUCUAGACUGGUGGGCUCCAGUUCCAUCUGUUCUGUUCCGAUCAAAACAUUAAACAGGUUCUCCCCACUCAGUGAUGCACCCACUGAGAAACCUGAUGAAAGUGCUCUAGUUAUUGGUGAUUCUAUUGUACGGAACGUGAAUAUAGAGACACCAGCCACCAUAGUCAAAUGUUUACCGGGAGCCAGAGCGCCUGACAUCUUGGCAAAUUUAAAAGUGCUGGCUAAUGCUAAACGUAAAUACAGUAAGAUUGUUAUUCAUGCCGGCGCUAAUGAUGUUCGACUUCGCCAGUCGGAGAUCACUAAAAAUAACAUUAAAGAGGUGUGUGAACUUGCAAGCACGAUGUCAGACACUGUAAUAUGCUCUGGUCCCCUCCCUGCUUACCGUGGUGAUGAGAUGCAUAGCAGAUUGUCAUCACUCAAUGGCUGGAUGUCUAAGUGGUGCCCACAGAAUAACAUAGGUUUCAUAGACAAUUGGACGAGCUUUUGGGGCAGACCUGACCUGUUUAAAAGAGAUGGUCUUCAUCCCUCCUGGGGUGGCGCCACUCUUCUCUCUAGAAAUAUGGCAAAU
Carassius carassius (crucian carp) is the source of this 921-nucleotide messenger RNA. RefSeq lists its product as uncharacterized. Lineage: Eukaryota; Metazoa; Chordata; Actinopteri; Cypriniformes; Cyprinidae. The record is from RefSeq and is a predicted model, not a curated record. The annotation marks the transcript as partial. The transcript is spliced from 3 exons.